This is a messenger RNA of Moesziomyces antarcticus, 2817 nucleotides long. RefSeq lists its product as uncharacterized. Lineage: Eukaryota; Fungi; Basidiomycota; Ustilaginomycetes; Ustilaginales; Ustilaginaceae. The transcript has a single exon. The record is from RefSeq and is a predicted model, not a curated record. Bases 1 to 2817 code for a protein of 938 amino acids.
AUGUCGACCGUCCCUACCGCCGUCAGCCAGGUGUCUGAAAACCCCUCGGCCAACGCUGUCACCUCGGCCGUCUCGGCCCACCAGAAGAACGCCGAUGUCGACCGCAAGAUGCGCUUCUUCGGCGUCAUCCAGGCCUUCCGCGAGGGCCGCUACCCCGACAACAAGCAGAUCGACGACACGCUCAAGUACACGCUCGCCAACAGCCCCGUCGAGACCUCCAAGCUCUCGCCCGACGGCAAGAAGCUCAUCCAGGACGUCCGCGAGCUCAUCGAGACCGCCCGCCAGAUGGUCGUCAACAAGAACGGCGAGGAGGAGUUCCAGAACUUCCUCUACGCCACCCGCAAGGCCAACGUCGCCGGCAACAUCAACGUAAAGGCGCCCAUCACCGCCGAAGACGCAAAGAAGGACCGCGAGACCGCCGGCGAGGCCUUCCGCACCCUCCUCACCCUCUUCCUCCGCAACGGCGAGCUCCGCAAGAUCGUCCAGGACUUUGGCUACAUCGGCCGCGACAUGUUUGCCGACGGCGCCGCCAAGGCCGCCGAGGUCGCACGCCCCGACGAGGACCGCCUCGCCGCCGUCGACCAGCCCGCGCCCGACAACGAGUUCCACGACGACAUCCCCGAGUACCUCAAGAAGAAGGACCAGGCCAAGGCAGACGCCCAGAACAAGGCCGACCAGGCCAAGCAGGAGGGCGCCGCCCACGCCCAGGACGUCGCCGACGCCGUCGACCCCAACGCCAGCAAGGAGAAGAACCAGGCCGCCGUCGCCGAGGUCGCCAAGCAGAAGGCGCAGCUCCUCUCGGACAAGAUCCCCCAGAAGCACAAGGACCUCGCCAAGGAGCACAAGGACAAGGCCACCGAGUAUCUCCAGGAGAAGUUCCCCAAGGAGCGUCGCGACCAGUUCUUCUACCGCCUCAAGAAGGUCGUCGUCGAGUGCCAGCGCCACAAGGACUACCAGGACGCCAUGGAAUACUUCCUCACCUUCUUCGAGCAGUACAAGGGACACGCCUCGCACGUCGUCAACCAGUCCACCGAGAGCGCCAAGAACGUGCGCUCCGAGGGCAACGUCGCCACCGCCGAGACCACCUUCCGCCGCCUCAUCGAGCGCUUCGCCAACGGCGCGCCCACCCAGUCCAUCAUCGACGCCGUCGACCAGCUCUACACCGACGCCAACAACGACCCCGAGCUCAAGGGCUGGUUCACCAAGCUCAACACCUACGUCCGCAAGUGCCUCCAGGAGCCCGGCUUCAUCAUGAAGGACGAGGCCAACACGCAGGCGCGCCAGCUGCGCGACUCCGGCAAGAAGUUCUUUGUCGCCGCCGAGGGCCGCUCCGAGGGCAAGUACAAGCCGCACGCCGACGCGCUCUUCCGCGAGAUCACCUACUUUGGCAAGUCGAUGCACAGCGACCCGCUCAACCGCAAGCUGAGCGCCAACGUGCAGCAGAUCACCAAGGACCUCUUCCUCAACUCCGAGGGCGGCCUCACCUUCAAGCCGCACCUCUGGAGCGACAUCCGCGACCCCAUCCUGCCCGAGCUGCUCAGCCACGUCGGCCUCGUGCCGCUGCCGCGCAUCGAGUACACGGACAAGCAGGUGGACCUCGUCAUCGAGAACCUCGCCAUCGACCUGCUCAACAUCCUCCCCUCGCAGGUCGAGAUGGACAUCCGCAACCACUUUAAGCUCUCGCAGUUUGACAAGCUCGGCGACAGGCACCAGCACUCGUUCAAGCUCACGCUGCACCAGAUCCAGACCGACAUGCGCGACGUCCACUUCUUCUUCAACAAGAAGAUGGGCUUCCCCAAGCUCCACGAGCGCGGCACCGCCGACGUCUUCCUCGGCGGCAAGGGCUUGACGGUCACGGUGCACCUCGAGGCCGAGAACGCGCCGCGCGGCAAGAAGAGCCGCCACAUCUUUACGGUCAAGCAGGUGGUGGCCAAGGUGGACAAGCUCAAGUUUGCCAUCCGCGACUCGAAGCACGACACGCUCAUCAAGAUCCUGCGCCCGCUCGCCACGGGCAUCAUCAAGAAGCAGAUCUCCAAGGCGGCCGAGCAGGGCAUCCGCGAUGCGCUCGAGGACCUCGACCGCCAGCUGGUGGAGCUGCGCGACCGCAUCGAGCGCAACAAGGCCAUCGAGGGCAAGGGCGUCACCGACGCCUUCAAGGAGACUUUUGCCAAGAACGACGAGACCGAGUCCAAGAAGAGCGACGGCACCUUCAAGCUCGCCACGUCGAAGCGCAACUCGAUCCUGCCCAACCUCGGCCACCCCGACGGCUGGAUCCAGAAGGUGGACGAGCGCGACGCCGCCGCCAAGUCCAAGGCGGUGCCCGCCGGCGGUGUCGGUGCGAGCAAGGAGUGGUACUCGCCCGCGUUCACGAUUGUGCAGCCGGGCCAGAAGGACCCUCGCAACACGGAGUCGGCCAAGUCGCAGAACCUCGGCCCCUCGCCCAACAACCCGGGUGAGCGCGCCAGCACGUCGGGUGCCGCCGCCGCUGGUGUUGCCGGUGUCGGUGCGGCUGGUGCUGCUGGCCUUGCCGGUGCUGCGGGUGCUGCUGGUGUUGGCGCUGGCAGCGUUUCGGCUGCUGCUGCCCAGGGUGCGGGUCAGCCCGGCCAGACUGCCACUGCCUACUCGACGGCCAACGGCUCGCACGCCCCUGGCGCCAUCGUUGCCGGUACGGGCGCCACGGCGAUCCCCCACAGCAACGUCGGCACUGACGAGUCGCUGCUCGCCAAGGCGGCGCCGGCGAUCAACGGUGCGGCACACACGACUGCCGAGCCUGCGCAGCCGGUGAACCCGGCCUACGAGCAGGGCCGCAUCGGUUAA